UGAACUCCUCCCUUCUGCUUUUGCCCUCCCUCGAUUUUUACCUCGCCCUCCUCUGGUCUAGCUUGUCUCUGCUUUUUAUUUAGCCAGCUACCAAGUUGCGACAUUUCACUUCACGCCGCUUCAUCGUUUUGUUUCCCCGCAUAAUAUUUUGGGAUAAAUGCACGACGUAUCGUUUUUUAAACUGUUAUCAUAAAUGUAAGUGAUUAGAUUUUUCCAGCACUAUUAACAUUCGUUCUAAGUAUGGCGUAUUCAGAAUUGGUAAAAUAAUUAUCGUAUCGUGACAUGAACAUUUAUUUAGCAUGCUGUAAUAAGUAAGAAGACAACGUGUCGAAGACAGGAUUAGGCUAUUUAUCAGACCUACCGAGCGUGCACAGACAGGUUUUUACGGCAGGGGCAGCCACAUGAAGAGGUCAAUAUAGAGGAUGAUGAAGACGGAAGGAUAAACGACAAGAGACAGCCAGGGAAGGAAGAAACGUGGAGAAGGAGGGAUGAGAAAGAGACUAAAAUAAGAGGAGGAAGUGGAAUUCCAAAGUGCCUAAGAAGACUGAGUGGGUGCCUGACUUUCUGGUCUGGAGUGUUUGGCUGGCUGGUGGCCUGCUGCCUCUGUGUACUGCUGCUGUCUGCAUAGGACAGGCUCCUGGCCCUGCUAGGUGAGAGUAGAGCAAAGCACAGCACUGUGUGUGUGUUUAUUUGUGUGUGUUUGGCCUUGAAUGAGGCUAUAUGUGACCCUGACAGCCAGAGAGUCAUUCCGUCCUGCUGCUGAUCUUCAAUCCGCCCACCUCCCCCCAGCCUCCACCUCGUCAUCAAUACAAGGACACUGGUCGAUAAGCUUCUGCUUUUUUAUCUUUCCCUUUUUCUAAACAGCCUGACCAGCCAUACUAAACGCUACAGAAGCCGUGUCACAGUUCUGGAUAUUUGGGGUGGUUUUGGGGUUUCUGUCUGAAGAAUGGAGUGACCAGACAGAGACAGAGACAGACAGACUGACGGACAUAAGAAGAGGAAGCUGUCAUUGGAAGGCCUCUCUCUAGGACAAUGCAUGUCUGAACUAUACAUCUCAGCAUGCCAGAGUAAGGACCCCCAAUUUCGUCCUUUUUCUAUGAGACAGAGCUGGCCUCUGCUCACCUCUAUCUCUGAGAACUCAUCCCAUCGUCAGUGGAUCAGGGAUCUGCACCGUACCCAAGAAAACCCACUACUCCAGCCUCCAUACCCAGAAACUCAAAGUCAUUUCAAAGGACCAGCUUAUUCAUUGUAUCCAGUAUAACUAAGUCUUUCAUUUCAUUUCACUCGUCUUGUCUUGCCAAGGAGUUUCCAAUUUAUUUUCGUCUGCAUCAGGGCUUUUUGUUUGUGCACUAAGUCCCGAUUGUGUCCAACCCUAGACCCUACUCCUUCAUCCACUUGCCCCUUCUUGUCCCGAGGGGCUGUAAUGGCAGUCAAUAUGGGAAGUAUGGCCAUGGGCCGGGACACUAAGUGGUUGACCCUAGAGGUGUGUCGAGAGUUUCAGAGGGGUACCUGCUCCCGCUCGGACGCUGAGUGUAAGUUCGCCCACCCAGCCAGGAGCUGCCACGUGGACAAUGGCAGAGUCAUCGCCUGCUUCGACUCACUCAAGGGACGCUGCACGCGUGACAACUGUAAGUACCUGCACCCCCCUCCCCACCUCAAGACCCAGCUGGAGAUCAACGGGAGAAACAACCUGAUCCAGCAGAAGACAGCAGCGGCCAUGUUGGCCCAACAGAUGCAGUUCAUGCUGCCAGGAGCCCAGUUGCAGCCCAUAGUGAAUAGCCCACACUACACAACUACGUUCCCUAUGACUCCCAGUAUGUCGUCCCUGGCCACCAGUCCCAGUAUGGCGUUCAGCCCGUAUCUGAGCCACAUGGGUCCAGGGAUGGGCCUGAUGCCUGAGCUGCUACACCAGGCCCCCCUGCUGGUCCCAGGGAGCCCCACCGGCCUCCAGGUCAUGGGCAACAGCAGCUCCCAGCAGAAACACAUGCGGACAGACAAGCUGGAGGUAUGUCGUGAGUUCCAGAGGGGUAACUGCACGCGGGGCGAGGGCGACUGCCGCUAUGCCCACCCUAUGGAGGCAGCCAUGGUGGACGGCAGUGAAAACUCAGUCAUCGUCUGUAUGGACUACAUCAAGGGCCGCUGCUCCAGGGACAAAUGCAAGUACUUCCACCCCCCUGCCCACCUGCAGGCAAGGAUUAAGGCCGCCCAGCACCAGGCCAGCCAAACAGCCAAUGCCAUGGCCCUGCCCCAUGGGGCAAUGCAACAGCUACCAAAGAGGCCCACCUUAGAGAAGAGUAACGGGGGUGGUGCUGUGUUCAACCCCAGCAUGUUCCACUAUCAGCAGGCCCUGGCUAACAUGCAGCUGCAGCAGCCAGCCUUUAUCCACCCUGGGCUUAUGAAAGGGCCGGCCCCGCUAGCAGUGGAUGGCCGUUGGGAGAGGCGGGACUGGAGCAGCUGCAGGCACCCCCACAGCCGCCUCUUGUCAGCGCCUGGAUUCACUGUACCCAUGAUGCACGGUGCCACCACCUCCACUGUUUCGUCGGCCUCGACCCCAGUCACCAAUGUUCCUUUCGCAGAAUCAGCCUCCUCCAAUCAGUUGUUUUCUAGGUUUCAUUUCUCCUCUUCCCCUCUCCCCCUUUCUCUCUCUCCUCUCUCUCUCCCCCUUUUUCUCUCUGUCUCUCUCUCAUCUCCUCCAGUAGACCCUUCAGAGGUUCUGAGUGCCGACCCAGUGGACCUUCAGUGCGUCCCCAUGGAAGCCCACUUCUGCCCUCUCCCCAAACUCCUGAUGGCUGCUCCGGUGGCGCUGAACCCAGUAACCCUCCCGUGAAAUCCCAGUUAAAGCACCCAACAACACCAUCAAACCCUUAGUCAUCCCCAACCAACCAACCAACCCUGCCCCCAAAAUACCACAGUCAACUAUUUGAAUGCAACAAACAUGUGCCUAACCUACAGUGCACCCCAAGUGAGAGGUAGUGUUAUCCUCAUUAAGGAGGUAUUCACAUAAUAAAAAAGUUGACUUGGUUUUAUUGACAUUUAUCACAGGCAAUACUAAAGCUUGGACCCAUUACUGUUGAUGUAAAGCCAGCCCAGACUGAUGCACAUUGACUUGAAGGAGCAGACUGAAGGAGAGGCUCCCCAGUUCUUACAGCCAUACAAACCCACACCUUUAACACACAAAUACACAUACACGAUAAAAACAGCAAAUCCUCUUGGAGACUAAGCUGAGGAUAUGAGGCGUAAGGUCGUAUAAUCUUACACAGCUGACUGUUCCCUCAAAGUCAGACAGUCUGGAAAGAAAAUGAGUGACAAGUCAGACAAGAAGAAAUAAGUAGUCUGCAGAGCUUGGAUCAUUCUAGAAGUAGUCUGCAGAGCUUGGAUCAUUCUAGAAGUAGUCUGCAGAGCUUGGAUCAUUCUAGAAGUAGUCUGCAGAGGUUGGAUCAUUUUAGAAGUAGUCUGCAGAGGUUGGAUCAUUUUAGAAGUACUCUGCAGAGGUUGGAUCCUGUAGAUCAUUCUAGAAUGCAUGUCGUUUUCUUCAUCUUUUCUUUUUCACUUCAAAGAAAUGUGUUGCGUCUCAUUUAAUGUUUACAGUACGUUUCAAGACGGCUGAAGCUUAAAAGCAGUGUGUUAUUAUGUUAUUAGUUCAGAGAGGCUAAGCUCCUAUGGUCCAAUUCAAAAAUCUCACCCAAGGUCUCAUAUAUGAUGUUCAUUUGUCUGUGCCUUUUGAGUUCCCAGCUAUGUAGGAGAUUUGAUGUCUUAUCCCAAAACAACUGAAGUCAAUGACUUAAAACCCAAUAGCCUUGAUCUCAGACAAAGUAUAGACAAGUGUUUCUAUUGACACACAAGUCUAUAGCUCCUCCUGUGUAUAUAUUGCCUGUCGAAAGGUCUCUCUGUUCAGGACUAGGUCCUGUGACAAGCUCUCUUCAUGAGAUGAUUUUUGGGUCGUUACACGAAUAGAGUGCCUUUCAAUUGAACUGUUAGAUCAUGUACAUCGAUGUUCUAACUAGUCUCGUCAAUCCCAGACCUAGGGCAACAGCACUGGGAAUCAUGAAAAAGGAAAUUAUCCUCUUCAGACAGACCAAUCACAAUUUUGGGUAGGCGGGACUUAGAAUGCAGGCAGGAAUUGUGAAGAACUCUUACCAUGGCCUGUAGAGCCAGACAUGCCAGAACUUUGCAAUUUGAAACCAAAGUUUGCAGGCAAAACCUUUGCAGUGGUUUUAGUGAAGGUAAUUGAUGCAAACUAGCCACUUGUGAAAUACACUCAUUAAAAUAACCUCUGUGAGCUCCAACUUGUUAGCUACUAUUUUGGGCAACAAGCGAAUAAGGCAGUGACGUAAGAAAGAAGGAAAUCCCAACUCCACCCUUUACUCUAUGUCAAAUGGACUUUGUCUUAGUACAGACGUGAAGGCUGGAAGACUGGUGCGUUGUGGGAGGCAACCCAUCUGUCUAGAGAGACUAUGCUUUAACUUAACAAAACCAUUUUCAUUCAAAUAAGUUAUUUGUUUUCUCUAAAAAUCCACAUUUUGCCAUGUCCCAUGUCUUGUUUGUCCAACUUCUAGGAAGAUUUUAACUCACUUAACUCCAAGUUUUUCAGAUGUUUUCAUGGUCAUUUCUGAAGAUGUUUUACUUAUUUAAUGUAAUUCCCCCUCUGACAUCAUUGAACGUCUGUGCACGCAUGAUAGAACAGCAAUGUACUGCUAUUUUAUUUUACCACGAUGCCGGAUGCUCCUCUCCUCCGUUUAAUCAACAAAACAAAAACAAUAUCACCUUUGCUCGGGCCGAAGAAUGGCGCUGUUAUUCCCUUGUGUGGAUUUCAACUUUAAACCUCUUGAGAUGGGAAAACAUGUUUGUUAUGAAUUUUAACAUGUGCUCCUCAUGACAGAAUGUUACAAUUAAGUGAAAGCGUUAUUUUUGACAAAAUUACACUUCCCAAAAGGUCAUCUAUUCGUGGAAGGGACACAUUAUUGAAACCAAAAAUGAAAUUCAAUGGCGAAAUCUGUAAUAAUACUUAUGAAUAUUUCUUGAACUUUCUGGAACCACUGCAGAGGCUGCAUCAGGGGAGUUGCUUUGCUUGUCUGAAAGGUCUAGCAUGCUUACCUGUGUGCCAAUGAUUCUGUAAUGGAGGUUUGUCUGUGCCAAUCAUUGGUGUAUACUGUAUCCCGAAUAGAAUUCCCUUACUGUUGUCGGAUUGAUAUCUGAGUGGAUGUUUCCCCUUCAAUGAGCCGUCCCUUUCCCUGUCAGGGGUCAACUGAUAUUUGCAGAUAUUUUUUGGGGUCAAUCUCCUGCAUUCAUAGUAGUAUGUUUAAGUAAGUGGUAUACAUUUUUCUAUAUGUUGUGUUAAGAAUAUUUUAAUGGAAUGGAUUUGACAAAAAAAAAAGUGGUUCUGCAGGGAGUAUAUUGAGUAAGCUUGAAAUUGUUCUGUCUGUAAAACAUGUAUUUGAUCAUAGUCACUGUGUCCUUACUUUCAAUCAUCAGCAGACUUUAAAUGCUACAAAUAUAGUGACCUGGUGGGACAGUACCGACCUAAGUAGAGGAAAUAGAAGGAGAUAGUGAGACACUGAAAGAGAAACUGACCCGUUCUGGAGUCAAGUAUUUGGUCUUAAAAUGGUAUCCAGAAUUAUUACAAAAUGGAGCAGAAUUGCUAUGAAAAUGGACAGAGACAAUACAUUAGCUGAUAUGUUUAGGUGAGUUUUAAUGUGCCUCUCACUCGUUUUCAAGUCUUCUGAAACCAAUCACUGUCCAUACACUGUAAUAACUGACUUUUCAGUCUUUUCAAAACAGAUGAUACGUUGACUAGCACUGCCUGUCUGGCGCCAUUGAUCUGUCGUGUCUCUGUAGUUUCUUCUUUGAAACAGCUGUGCUGUCUCAUCUUUUGAUGAGAUAAAAAAAGUAAUCAGCCUGAGUGGGUGGCGUGUUUAAAUGUUUUAAUUAAUGACACUGAAUCACUGAGUUGGACGUGGAAAUGUUGAGACGUUUUCCACAUCUUGGGGGAAAUGGAUAUUGACAGGAAGCUAUUCAUGUUUAAGUCAUGUCAUUUACGUGGUGAAUGUAUCUAAUAGCCUCGAGCGGCAUGUUGAAAUGUAAUGAUUCAUUAUAUAGGCUAUUUCUAUUAAGAGGUCAAAUGCAAACCACGUUAAGAAAACAUACUGUGUUAAGAAAUGUUUUAAGUAUGUGUGUGUAUUGUUAUAUAGGUUUAUGUUUAAAUGUUUGUGAGUGUGAGUACUUUCUGAAAUAUCUUUGGACAAGUGUGGUCCCUGCAUUUUCCUCCUUUCUUUGAUGCAUUCAGAUGCAUAUUAGAAAUGGUCCUCUCUUAAUCAAUGAAAUUGAUAUUAGAAUGUCUAGACAUAUUCAUUUUGUCUAAAUUGUAUAGCUUUGAAGGACUUGCGUUGCCCAGCCAAGAUGAAAAUCUAUCUUCUCUCUCUCCCCCCCCUCUCUAUGUCACAUCAUUAUGCCUUCUCCAACUGCUAUCCAGCUGGUAAUAACAAAAUACUUGAUUUAAGAAAAAGAAAAUGUGCCUCGUGGGGGGGGCGUUAGCAUUUUAAGUAAACUUACAUGUUUAAGAGGUGUGUUUUCCUUGUACAAGAGCAUAGUUAACUAGAGUAAUUGUAGUGUUGUUGGUACAAAUAUAUUAUUCUUUCUUUCUUCAUCCUUUACCAUUAUGUUCCAAAGUUUCUCCCUCUCUAAAUGGUACUUGAUCGAAUUUCCGUCACAUUUUUAGUCUUUAUUCCUAAAUCACAAUAUCAAAGAUGUGACUAUUUAUGGACAGAACUGUUAGUGGUAUUUUCACCCAUUUAGAUUUGUUUUUAUUGUUUAUUCGACAUUUGAAAAAAGUCAUAGCAUGAAAAUAAGAUAAUCUUCAUUGAUAUUUAAUUAAUAGUUUGUGUAGUUUCCAUUUAAGAAAAACUAAAAAUAGAAAUUAUAUAAAAAAAUAUAUACAUUUGUAUCUAUACAAUGAUAGAUUCAUUGUUACUUAUUAAUAGUACGUCGUUGUUGUUGCUGUGGCAACAGAACGACAACAUGGCUACCUUUGUCAAUCUGAAUUGUGAAUUUUUUCACAUAUGAAUUGAAAUAAUGUACAACAUUAACUUAUUCAGAAAGGGAAUGUCUAGUUAGAUUGUCUUGGAUUGCAAGAUGAUUGAAUAUUUUGUAAGAAAAAGUCAAGUUAAAUCCUUAAUGUCCAAAGGUCCUCUGGGGAGAUCAGGUGUUUUGUUUGUUUAUCUUUUGGGUUUGAUUCGUUUUUAUUUCUGUAUUUUGUUUUUUUGGAGAGUAAGAACGCAUCUCAGCUUUUAAAAUGAUCACCUUAAAUACCAGGAGGGUAAAGAGACUUUGGGACUGGAUACAAGAUUUAAAUAAUUCUGCUAAAUUGAGUCAUUAUAGACUUAUGACCUGAUUUGAUUUGCUGUUUUUGAUCACCACAUUACAUUGGAGUUGAACUGGCCCAUACAUGCUGUACAGAAUUUGCUAUGCGUCGUCUCUAUGCAUUGUAUUGCCAACAAUUUUCACCUAGGCUCAUAGGCUUAUACUAUAGGCCUUCUGUCCACCUGGACAGGGAGUGCUGAUGUCACCGAGCUCUUGGAUUGGUCCUCAGUAUGAAGUCUCUUUCCCCCUGUGGCCUGCCCAGCUGUGCUGGGAGAUGUUGAUGCUCGCUGGAGCUUUAAGGGAUCCAACCGGUGUACGAAUGUGUGAUAUUCACCUCGUUUGCACUUAUGUACAUAAGUAAGUCAAAAUAUUCUGAAUUUAUUUUGAAUAAAUAUAGAGAAAAGAACUGAUAAAAAAAAUCUAAUUUACUGUAUUGUUAAGAAAUACAGAUAAACAAUUAUCAUUUUAAUACAGUGUAACAAAAGAGAGUUGUUUUUGAGGGAUGUGUCUUUGGUUUUGUUAUAUAUGUGCCCUGCUCCUAUCAAAACAUGAUGGUGCCUCUGUUAAGAGAAAACAUAAUGUGUCAAAAAGAAGCUUUGUAGUUUGCCAUACUUUAUAGAAGCACAUUUAGAAGUCCAGCUAUGUCUGAUCCUGAACCAGUUUAGUUAUAUAUAUAUAUAUAUAUAUAUAUAUAUAUUUAGUUUGAACUAUAUGCAUUUAGUUAGAACUAAUAGAACUAUAUGCAUAUAGUUAGAACUUAUAGAACUAUAUGCAUAUAGUUAGAACUAAUAGAACUAUAUGCAUAUAGUUAGAACUAAUAGAAUUAUAUGCAUAUAGUUAGAACUAAUAGAACUAUAUGCAUAUAGUUAGAACUAAUAGAACUAUAUGCAUAUAGUUAGAACUAAUAGAAUUAUAUGCAUAUAGUUAGAACUAAUAGAACUAUAUGCAUAUAGUUAGAACUAAUAGAAUUAUAUGCAUAUAGUUAGAACUAAUAGAACUAUAUGCAUAUAGUUAGAACUAAUAGAAUUAUAUGCAUAUAGUUAGAACUAAUAGAAUUAUAUGCAUAUAGUUAGAACUUAUAGAACUAUAUGCAUAUAGUUAGAACUUAUAGAACUAUAUGCAUAUAGUUAGAACUUAUAGAACUAUAUGCAUAUAGUUAGAACUUAUAGAACUAUAUGCAUAUAGUUAGAACUUAUAGAACUAUAUGCAUAUUCCCUUUAGUAAACAAAUUAAUGAUAUUUACAUUUCCAUCAGGUGUUCUCCUGUUUGAUGACACAGUAAAUCAGAAUGGUAGUUUACAUAAAACUAGGGUUGCAAAGCUACCGGUAAUUUAACAAAGUUACUGGAAUCUUCUGUAUUUUUUGGUAAUUAACAGGUAAUAUAUGGCAAUCUAUGAUAACUUUGGUCAUUUAUACUUGAAUACAUUUUUAAAAACGUAUUCAUAUAUAGUUUUCAUAUUGUCCAUUAGUUUCUAGCAGAUAUGAUUCAAGAGAACAUUUAUUCAAUUAGAAUGUAAUCAACAAUGGCAUUAUUUUCAAUUAACUCUGCAAUGCUUCUAACUAUUGACUAAACUGACACCAGUUUAGGUACACAACAUUUACAACAAAGACAUAUUGACAUAGUCUUGUAAAAUAAUUAAAAGUGUGUAAAAAAAUAUAGAAAGGAUAUUUCAUGCUUAAAGCCUCGUAUUAAACCCCAGUGGUAUUCACUAAGUUGAUGGUUUAUAUUUAGAAAAAUGUUUUACAACUUUGCCAUUGUAUUUUUUUAAAUAUUAAAAUCUUCUUAUUUGAUUGUUAUAUAUUUGACAUGUGAUAAGGCCACACAGAGGGCGAGAGAUCAUAACAGACACCUGUGGUCAUCUGAAGUACCCAGAAGGGCCACUAGAUGUUUUUUGAUAGGCACUUGAAAUUUACCAAUUUCAGGUAGUUUACUGGUAAACUUUGAAAUUGUAAUGUAAUAAACCCUUCCUUUGCAACCCUAUAUAAAACUAGAUUGGUUUCAAGAUCAAACUGUGUUAGGAUUUUCUACACUAUCAGUCCCAUCAUUCUGCAUGCAAGUCGAUGUGCAGAAGAACCUGUGAAUUUGGUGGUCCACCUGCUGUCUGUCUAGGAAAUGACAUCCGCUGACAGUCGGAAAAUAAUGGAUGUCAGGUGUGCGCAAAAACAGGAAAUAAUUUUCUACUCGUGUGUAUUUGGUUUGUGAGAAGGGAUUUUUCUUUACUCAUUGUCAUUAUCCAAAAAACAAUCAAUCUGAAUUCUCCACAGGAUUUUAGUCAGAUCUGGAUUAAAAAAAACUGGUUUUACUACAAUCCCACACACUUGCGAAACAAACAUCCCUGACGAAAACUUCUGUUCAUGCGAACUUGUACAUUUAAUGCUCUUCAAUUGCUUUGGAAGCCAAUCAUUUUGUUGCCAUGGCACUUGUCCUAGAGGUGGUGGAGGGACUGGGUCUCAGUGGAUUGGUCCAAGGCCUUUCCACUGUAAACAGAGGAGAGGACAACCUUCCUGUAGACUGGGGAUAAGACUGGGGGUCAAGGCUCCCAAACUUUUAACAACUGAUUCAAAGAUCAGUUUCAUAAUGUACAUCUGUGCGUGUUGAUGUGAAAGCAAAAAUAUAACAUCUCAUUCAUGGCAAGUGACCACAGAAUUUGUCCCUUUAAUUUAAAUAACUAUUAGUUGCUUUGGGUGCUUUCUUGGAUAUUAGUUGCCUGUUUCUGCUUGCUUGGCAAGGCAAAGCCAAGGAGUGAACAAACUUGCACCCAGGUAAAAUAUUGGGUUUGUUUAAAAGCAUUUCCAUUGGAGAGAAGGCUGUCCAUUAUGCUCCUCUCUCCCCCACUCUAGGACAAAAGUGAAAUUGACUGCUUUGAUUCCUGGUAUGAAAAUGCUUCUCUUUCACUUUCUAUUUAGCUUGUUGUGCUUGUACGUGCUAGAGAACUGUGCUACAUGCCAAUUAUUUUUGCUAUGUAUAAAUAUAUAGGUAUACAUACACAUAUGACUUAUGUUAUUUUUGUUUUACCUUUUAAUAAAGCACUUAAUUGGUGAUCUA
This is a messenger RNA of Oncorhynchus tshawytscha (Chinook salmon), 10401 nucleotides long. RefSeq names its product muscleblind-like splicing regulator 3 (gene mbnl3). The transcript is spliced from 9 exons. Lineage: Eukaryota; Metazoa; Chordata; Actinopteri; Salmoniformes; Salmonidae. The record is from RefSeq and is a predicted model, not a curated record. The coding region runs from base 1424 to 2827 and encodes 467 amino acids. Gene Ontology annotation, molecular function: metal ion binding.